Gastrolobium bilobum is the source of this 576-nucleotide messenger RNA. Its product is annotated as ethylene-responsive transcription factor ERF021-like. Gene Ontology annotation, biological process: regulation of DNA-templated transcription. Lineage: Eukaryota; Viridiplantae; Streptophyta; Magnoliopsida; Fabales; Fabaceae. The transcript has a single exon. The record is from RefSeq and is a predicted model, not a curated record. Gene Ontology annotation, molecular function: DNA binding; DNA-binding transcription factor activity. The coding region runs from base 1 to 576 and encodes 191 amino acids.
AUGGCUUCAAGUUCAAGUUCAAGUUCAAACCAAGGUGGCAGUGCAAAAUCUUCAUACAGAGGUGUCCGAAAGAGGAAAUGGGGAAAAUGGGUGUCGGAAAUUCGCGAGCCAGGUACCAAAACCAGAAUCUGGUUAGGGAGUUUCGAGACACCGGAGAUGGCAGCAGCUGCAUACGACGUCGCAGCGUUACAUUUCAGGGGACGCGAAGCCAGACUCAACUUCCCUGAACUUGCUAGCACACUUCCUCGCCCCAUGAGCAACAAUGCUGACCACAUACGCAUGGCUGCACAUGAAGCUGCCUUAAGGCUGAGGACCAACACGGUGGCGGCGCCGCAGCCGGAGGAACACAGUGGUUCGAGCACGGUGACGAUGCCGCCGGUGACCGUGAGACUCUCCCCAACUCAGAUUCAGGCAAUCAAUGAGUCACCUCUGGACUCACCUAAGAUGUGGAUGCAAAUGACGUCAGACACUUUCACGUUGGAAGAUCAAUCCAUGAUGUUUACAAAUAGCUAUGAGUUUGAUCCGGACAACGACUGGGAGGAGGGUGUGCAUGACGGUUCUCUUUGGGAUCCUUAG